This is a messenger RNA of Physcomitrium patens, 1269 nucleotides long. RefSeq names its product 26S proteasome non-ATPase regulatory subunit 14 homolog. NCBI's taxonomy places the organism in Eukaryota, Viridiplantae, Streptophyta, Bryopsida, Funariales, Funariaceae. The record is from RefSeq and is a predicted model, not a curated record. Gene Ontology annotation, molecular function: metallopeptidase activity; protein binding.
CUCCCGUCCUCGACGUCUUCUUCUUCGAGGUCUUUCGAUUGACGAUCUCGGUGGAUGCUCUUGUUGCUGUCACCACAGAUCGGAGGUUUCUCUCGGUGGAUUUUUGUGGGAUUCGCGUUAAUUGCGUAGAUUGGUGGGAUUUUUUGUUUGGGCCACUUCGGAUCACAAGUUUUUUGGGUUCGACGCUAUGGAUUCAAGGCUGCACAGGAUUUUUGCUGGGGGCGGUUCUGGAGGUGGACCGCAUCCAGAUUCACCCCUCGUUGAUUCGUCGGAGCAAGUGUACAUUUCCUCUCUGGCGCUGCUCAAAAUGCUCAAACAUGGUAGAGCUGGAGUGCCUAUGGAGGUGAUGGGGCUGAUGCUUGGGGAGUUCGUGGACGAGUACACUGUUCGUGUUGUGGAUGUAUUUGCUAUGCCACAGAGUGGAACAGGUGUAAGUGUGGAAGCAGUUGACCCUGUCUUUCAAACGAAGAUGCUUGAUAUGCUCAAGCAAACUGGUCGACCAGAGAUGGUGGUGGGCUGGUACCAUUCUCAUCCAGGUUUUGGUUGCUGGUUGUCUGGCGUGGAUAUCAAUACUCAGCAGAGUUUUGAAGCUUUGAAUCAAAGGGCGGUAGCAGUAGUAGUGGAUCCAAUCCAAAGUGUGAAAGGAAAGGUUGUGAUCGAUGCUUUUCGAUUGAUCAACCCUCAAACAAUGAUGUUGGGACAGGAGCCCAGACAAACCACAUCGAACGUUGGACAUCUUAACAAGCCCUCCAUCCAGGCUUUAAUCCAUGGAUUAAACCGACACUACUAUUCAAUCGGAAUUAAUUAUCGGAAGAAUGAACUAGAAGAGAAAAUGCUUUUGAACCUUCACAAGAAGAAGUGGACUGAUGGACUUACUCUUCAGCGAUAUGACGAGCAUGGAAAAACUAAUGAAGCCACAGUGAAAGAAAUGUUGGAUUUAGCAAUCAAGUACAAUAAAGCUGUGCAGGAGGAAGACCAGCUUAGUCCAGAGAAAUUGGCUAUUGUCAAUGUGGGGCGUCAAGAUGCGAAGAAGCACCUAGAAGAGCAUGUCUCUAAUUUGAUGUCGUCUAAUAUUGUACAGACCUUAGGGACCAUGCUUGACACCGUUGUCUUCUAGUUGGCGUGAUUUAUACGGUACUAAAGAACUGUUUUCGUUUUGAUGAACUGGAUAGAGGUAGGUUAUUUGAAGGUUAAUGAAGCUGUUAUUAUUUCAAUCUUAUACUGUAUCUUUGUACUUGUCACAUGAAUCAAAGAACUAUUUGACAAUCA